Molecule: messenger RNA, 1548 nt
Organism: Talaromyces proteolyticus
Lineage: Eukaryota; Fungi; Ascomycota; Eurotiomycetes; Eurotiales; Trichocomaceae
Product: putative xenobiotic compound monooxygenase, DszA family
Exons: 6
Coding region: 44-1492 (482 amino acids)
Molecular function (GO): oxidoreductase activity, acting on paired donors, with incorporation or reduction of molecular oxygen; monooxygenase activity
Source: RefSeq, a predicted model, not a curated record
CGAUUGUAGGCUAGUUGCUAGCAAUUGGAAGACCACAGCAAAAAUGGCACAGUCCGAAACCCCGGCUCGCAAGAGCCUCAUUCUCAAUGCCUUUGUCGAAAUGUGCAGCGGCCACCAGUCGCCAGGUCUAUGGCGCCAUCUUCGCGACGAGUCCUGGAGAUUCAACGAUGUGCAUCACUGGAUCGAUUUGGCGAAGCUGCUCGAGGAAGCGAAAUUCCACGGCAUUUUUAUUGCUGACGUUCUAGGUGGAUAUGAUGUCUACAAAGGCCCGCGCAAUCUCGAUCCGGCAAUCAUUUCUGGCGCGCAAUGGCCGGUGAAUGAGCCGUUGGCUGUCGUCCCAGCCAUGGCUGCUGCGACCAAGAGUAUCGGCUUUGGUGUAACUGUUGCCACGACAUACGAACAGCCCUAUCAUCUGGCCCGGCGCUUGUCCACUGUCGACCACCUUUCAAAUGGACGAGUCGGAUGGAACAUUGUCACCGGCUAUCUCGACUCCGCAGCUCGCAACCUCGGACGCACCGAACAACCCCAACACGACGACCGUUAUGCCAUUGCCGAGGAAUACGUCAAAGUCACCUACAAGCUUUGGGAAUCGUCCUGGCGCGAUGAUGCCGUUGUACGUGACCGGGAGCGCGGCGUCUACACCGAACCGUCUCGCGUUCGUCUCAUCAACCAUGAAGGGAAAUACUACACCGUCCCUGGUCCACACAUCUGCCAACCCUCGCCGCAACGCACACCCCUAAUCCUGCAAGCUGGAACCUCCAAAGCCGGAAAAACCUUCGCGGCACAACACGCUGAAGCCAUCUUCGUCGCCGGCCACAGCCCAUCAGUCGUCAGCAAAAACAUCACCGAGAUUCGCGAGCUUGCAAAGGCGGAAUUCGGGCGUGACCCACAGAGUUUGAAGUUUCUUGCUCUCUUCUGCCCAGUUCUCGGCCGCACAGAAGAGGAAGCGCAAGAGAAAUUUGCAGAAUAUCGUAAUUUGGGAUCGCUAGAAGGCGCAUUGGCGCUGUUUGGCGGGUGGACGGGUAUUGAUUUGAAUCAGUAUGAUGAUGAUCAGGAACUGAGGCAUGUUGAGAGCAAUGCGAUCAGAUCUGCCGUUGAGGGUUGGUCAAAAGCGUCGCCGGGAGUGGCCAAAUGGACGAAGCUGACAGUCGCGCAACAUAUCACUGUUGGAGGCCUGGGGACGACCUCGGUGGGAACGCCGGAGCAGGUUGCUGAUGAAUUGGAGAGAUGGGUGAGAGAGGCCGACGUUGACGGGUUUAAUUUUGCAUACGCGCUUAAACCUGGCUCAUUUGUCGAUAUCAUCGAAUUGUUGCUGCCAGAACUGCGCAAGCGAGGACUGUUCUGGAAUGAUUAUGCAGUUCAAGGAGGCACGUACCGCGAGAAUUUCUUCGGCAAGCAAGGACAAUCUGGUCCGCGAGAUGACCAUCCAGCGGCCAAGUAUCGGUGGAAGGCUGGUGUUGACGCUGCGGAUCAUAAGAUUCCCGAGAGCUAAGCUUGAAAUGAAUACAUUCAUGGAAGGGAAAGACACGGAGAACAUCAAAAUUCGAU